Messenger RNA from Stegastes partitus (bicolor damselfish), 1802 nucleotides. RefSeq names its product HNF1 homeobox a (gene hnf1a). The transcript has 10 exons. The record is from RefSeq and is a predicted model, not a curated record. Gene Ontology annotation, molecular function: DNA-binding transcription factor activity, RNA polymerase II-specific; RNA polymerase II cis-regulatory region sequence-specific DNA binding. The coding region runs from base 37 to 1725 and encodes 562 amino acids. Gene Ontology annotation, biological process: pancreas development; liver development; insulin secretion. Gene Ontology annotation, cellular component: nucleus. NCBI's taxonomy places the organism in Eukaryota, Metazoa, Chordata, Actinopteri, Pomacentridae.
GUUUGCGAGGCAGCAGCGAGGUAAAGCAGAAGACUAAUGGAGGGAGAGGAGAGGGCCGGGGCAGGCAAAGAGAGGCCGAGCCGUCUGACUGCCCUCCAGGAGCAGCUGAUCUGGGCCCUGCUGGAGUCCGGACUGUCCCGGGACGUCCUGAUCCAAGCCAUGGGAGAGCUGGAGCGAAACAGGGCGAGUGCCGGCGCUGCUGAGAAGGCAGAGAGGGGGGAUGGAGAGAGCUCAGAGGAGGGAGAAAUGGAUUUCCCACCGCCUAUAUUCCGGGACCUGGAUAAGCUUCCUCCAGAAGAGGCGUCCAAACUGAGGGCUGAAGUCGACCAGUUACUGCAGGAGGACCCCUGGCAUGUUGCAAAAAUGGUGAAAAGCUACAUGCAGCAGCAUAACCUACCUCAGAGGGAGGUAGUGGAGUCCACAGGGCUCAACCAGUCCCACCUCUCACAGCACCUCAACAAAGGCACACCCAUGAAGAACCAGAAGAGAGCUGCUCUGUACACCUGGUACGUCAAGAAGCAGUGUGAGAUCAGCCAGCAAUUUACCAACGCCAAACAUGGCCUUGCAUCAGUGGAGGAGCAGGGAGAGGAGACCAAGAAAGGACGGAGGAACCGGUUCAAGUGGGGUCCAGCCUCCCUGCAGAUCCUCUUCCAUGCCUACGAACGACAAAAGAACCCCAGCAAGGAGGAGAGAGAGGGGUUGGUGGAGGAGUGUAACAGGGCUGAGUGUCUCCAGAGGGGGGUGUCUCCCUCCCAGCUCGCUGGUCUGGGUUCCAACCUGGUCACUGAAGUCCGAGUGUAUAACUGGUUCGCCAACCGUCGUAAAGAGGAGGCCUUCCGUCACAAACUGGCCCUUGACACACCUUUCACCAACCAACCUGCCUCCGCCUCUAAUCCCGCCCUGCCAUCCAGUCCUGAGCACGUUGUGAAAUACAGCCAGCAGAUCUCAUGUGACACUGUGAGCUCAGCCAGAGGUGGCGGAGGUGAGAGAGUGGGCCGACUCGUUGUCAGUCCCGUCCAGCUGGAGCCCAGUCACACACUCCUGGAGAGCCAUAACCCCAAACCAGUGUCCAGCGGCGGCCCACUACCCCCAGUAAGCACUCUGACCUCUCUGCACAGUCUGUCAGCCUCCUCUGCAUCCUCACAGAGCCUCAUCAUGGCCUCGGUGCCAGGCGUCAUGAGUCUGGGGGAGUCCUCUCUUCUCAUUGGUUUAGCCUCCACACAGCCUCAGACCGUGCCUGUCAUAAACAACAUGGGCGGCGGUUUCACAACUCUCCAGCCAAUCUCAUUCCAGCAGCAGCUUCACGCCUCCCCCCAGCAGCCAAUAUCACAGCAGCUUCAGAGUCACAUGGCGGCCAGCCCCUUCAUGGCGACCAUGGCACAACUGCCGUGUCACAUGUACAAGUCGGAUUCACCCCAGUACCACUCGUCCGGUCUGCUGUCUCAGGCCAUGGUCAUCACUGACAGCAGCAGCCUGGGGACUCUGACCAGCCUCGCUGCUGUCAGACAGAUUCUGACAGCAGAUCCUGAGGAACAGACAGACCCACCUUUACAGGAGGAUUCUCUCCACCUGCAGCCCCACACACCUGUUCCAGCUUCUUCUGAGAGCCUGGAGCUGUAUCCUGCCUCUCAGUCUACAGAAAGUCAUCCGUCCCACCUGCUCUCACCUUCACCUCCAGACAUCAGCUCUUACAUUCCUGCACAAAUGGUCUCAACGGCGCAGUAAAAGUACUUUGUCAGCUGCACUAAGGAGUGUUUGGGAUGGACAGCUACCUCUGGUGUAAAUUUCAUUAAAAAACAAAA